GUAUCUACAUGGCUUUGAAAUGAGCUCUACUAAUCCUUCAUUCAAGACAUCCUGGGUGGAAAUCAUUGAAAGUACAAUAGUGUGCAUGACGCUAGGAAAGAUAAAAGCUCCACCCCGUUACUGUGUGACUGUGAAGUGGCUUUCUCCAUCCCUUUUUUUUUAUCUGUCUUGAGUCAACAAAAAGGGCAUCAAGAUAAGGCCGGCACAUUGACGAGAUGUGCAAAACAGCCAUUGAUUUAUAAAAGCGUAAAGCCUAAUGGAUGUGAAACACAGAGAGCUUACUCUGUUUUGGACACCAGGACGCUUCUAGAGGACGUAUUCCACACACCUCAGUCUGAGCAUCCCUCUCAAAGCUUGAAAGGUAAAAUGACGUCAUCAGUCCUCAGCUCAAACCUCACACAGGAGUGGGUGGAGUGUCUGCGCAGGUGGCACCUUGAGUUCUUUUUCAUCCCCACAACAGUCGUCACUCUGGCCACCUUGCUGGCCAACCCUGUUCUCCUGGCGUGCAUCUUUCUGUCCCGUGCCCUGCGUCAGGAGACACGCUACCUGCUGGUGGCCAACACUCUCGCGGCCGACGUGCUCUUUCUCGUGCUUAACCUCUCCACAGUGAUUUGUAACGCUGUGAGGGCCCAGAUUCCGUGGCUGCUCUGUGAGGUCAUCACAGCAGUCACCGUCACCGCCUACUGCUGCGCCAUCCUUACCGUCACGUUCAUGGUGGUCGACACCUAUGCUGCGGUUCGCUGGCCUCUCCAUUACCAUGACAUUCUCCCUCCUGCACGCACCCACCGCAUACUGGUGGGGUUGUGGGUGGUAGCAGCCAUUUAUCCUUUCACCCUGGUGAUACUGAUGGAGGAUGAAAGAGGAACUCCACAUGGCGAUGUGUCUGUGUGUCUGGCCGUCAUCUCCCUUGGCCUCAUUCUGGUCAAGGACACAGUGUGGAUCCACAUCUACUUCUUUGUAGCUGCUCUUAUCUGCACCAUACUCAUUUUGUACUGCUACAUCCGACUCUACAUGGUCACAAGGACUCAGGGAAUCUGGCAAAGUCGAUUCUCCAGGGCCCGGGUCACGCUCCUUGCUCAUGGACUUCUUCUUCUGCUGUACUUUGCCCCUGGCUUUGUUUUCACCAUGGAGCUCUUCCUCAUCCGCAGGGAAGACAUAAGUCAAGAUGUUCGUGUUUGGGUCAGCACAGUCAAUAUGUGUGUGUUCAUGCUGCUGCCCAGAGCGUUUGCUCCGUACCUAUACGGGCUGAGGUACAGGGAGAUCUCUGACACUCUGAUGCAACUGCUGCAGCAGCACAGGAGACUCAGCCAGGUCACAGUUUCAUCAAGACACUAGUGGACUCUCCAUUAUCCCUAUUUAUUUAAUUUCUCCAACUGAAGAUGGAUGGAAGAUAGCCCAUAAGAUCAUGUUUCAGAACACAACACUAGGCUGAUUCUGAUUAUUUUGUAGAAGCCAAGGGGGCGUGACAAUCACUCUUCCAAUUUCAGCCCUGUAAAGUUUAGAAUUUAAAUAUGUUUAAGGUUGCACGCUUUUAAUACUGGAAGAGAAUAAGGUUGUUUAUUUUAAGGAAGUUAAACAUUUUAUCUAGUUUUGACUCUCCUCAGUCUGCUAAUCAUAAUUAAACUGGGUUUAAACUUCUAUAAAAUAAGCAUGUCUUUACUUGAGAACAGACAAAACUGAAAAGUGGGCUUAAUGGUUUCUUAUAAAUUAUAAUUCAUGAUGACAAAUGACAAAACAUUAGCUCUGUAAGGAUGCAUCAAUAGCUUCAAAACAAUAUUUUUUAAGUCCUUUGUUUUUCAUAUCCACAUGUGUAAUGGAUUACUAAAGGGCUAUGUUGAGGUUUGUUAAAAAGUCUGAUAUGGCCUUUUAACAAGAGCCAUGAGCUGCAUAUCA
Labrus mixtus (cuckoo wrasse) is the source of this 1893-nucleotide messenger RNA. Its product is annotated as probable G-protein coupled receptor 148. Gene Ontology annotation, cellular component: membrane. Gene Ontology annotation, biological process: G protein-coupled receptor signaling pathway. Bases 367 to 1335 code for a protein of 322 amino acids. Gene Ontology annotation, molecular function: G protein-coupled receptor activity. The record is from RefSeq and is a predicted model, not a curated record. NCBI's taxonomy places the organism in Eukaryota, Metazoa, Chordata, Actinopteri, Labriformes, Labridae. The transcript is spliced from 2 exons.